This is a messenger RNA of Macroventuria anomochaeta, 630 nucleotides long. RefSeq lists its product as uncharacterized. Bases 1 to 630 code for a protein of 209 amino acids. The record is from RefSeq and is a predicted model, not a curated record. NCBI's taxonomy places the organism in Eukaryota, Fungi, Ascomycota, Dothideomycetes, Pleosporales, Didymellaceae. The transcript is spliced from 2 exons.
AUGCCGGAUGCAGCGUUUGAGCCCGCGGUGGUGCUAGAGCAAGCCGUGCAGCAGGUGGACGCCAGUGGAAAGGUUAGCGCACGACCACGACCAGGGUUCGUCACUCCUCCAAGACGUCGUGGCAGUGGGCAGUGGAAUGGACGCAACCCUGAACAAUUUGUUAUUUCUUGUUGCGCAGUCAGAGAAAAGAAGGGCAGCUGCACUGGUUUCUUCACGGAGGCAACAGUCUGGCAGGCGAAAGCAGGUAGCGCGGAGCUGAUUUCGAUUGCCUGGUGUCACAGCUGGGUGGUCAUUAAGGGCCUAGUCAAGCCUCACUACUGUGGGACCCUACCUCCGUUGCCCUGCUGUGUCGCCCACCGCACCCUGUCAUCAGCUCCUAGGAGGAUUGACCGACAUUGCAAUUCUCUGCAAUUCUUUGUAAACUGUAUAAUCACGAAAGCUUCCUCGAGCACGUCUCGCAUUUGCAGCAGGCUUGCCUGGCGCUUGAAGCUCGAGGUCGUGAGGUUUCACUUGGGCACGGCGUCCAAUCCGAAAGAAACACUUGCCAGAGCACGACCACAAGACGCCCAGUAUGUGCGCACCCUUCCAUCGCCAUGGCGCCAUUCAGCCCACUGCAUGCUGGCCCGCUAG